ACCGCCGCCUCGCUCUGGGCUCCCGUUGGUCAGUUUCUACGGGUGUUAGGCAGUUGGUCCUCAGCUUGCGAAGUGGCCGAAGUGUACUUGCGAAGUGUUGUGUGAAGUGAUGAUGAGACGGUGAUGGAGGUGCCUAGCGGGAAGGGGAUGAAAUGAAGGGAGGAAGAAUUGUGUGAUAAAGGAAAAGAAAAUACUCGAACCAAAAGAAAAAGAAAAAGUGUUAAAAAUGAGUACUAAACCUUUGUGUGUGUGAACGAAGACGAAGAGAAAGUGGGGAAAAAAGUUACUUAAUAGUUUCUUUUGUGAAUUGUGAAGAAACUAUAAUUGUGAAAAAGAAGGAAAAUAGAAGGAAAGAAAAGAAAAAUCAACCAAAACAACUCGGUGGAUUGUGAAAAACUGAAAAAAAACUAGAAAAGAAAGGAAAAAGGAGAAACAGGAAAGGAGGAAAGGAAAAGGAGAAAAGGAUAGAACUGUUACUUGUAUACACGAAAAACUAUAAUUGUGGAAAAGAAGGAAAAUAGAAGGAAAGGAAAGAAAAAGGAGAAACUGUGAAGGAAGAAAGGAAAAGGAAGAAAGGACAGAACUGUUACUUGCAUACACGAAAAACUAUAAUUGUGGAAGAGAAGGAAGAUAGAAGAAAAGAAUAGAAAAACAUCAAACAAAAUAACUGUGGCUCGUGAAAACUGAAGAAAAAAAACUUGAGAAAAGAAAGGAAAGAAAAACGAGAGACAGGGAAGGAAGAAAGGGAAAGGAGAAAAGGAUCGAACUGUUAUUUGUAUAAACGAAAAACUAGAGAAAAGAAAAGUGAAGAAAAACGAGAAACUGGGAAGGAAGAAAGGGAAAGGAGAAAAGGAUAGAACUGUUACUUGUAUAAACGAAAAUCUAAGAAAAGGAAGCAAAAAAUAUCAAAUCACCUUAGCAGUAUUACCAACACCAAAAAACCUACCGCAAAGUACAACCAAGCCUCUCUAGCAACAAAAGACAAACAAAAGAAGUUGAAAUUAAACAAAAGAUAAAAAAAUAGCAUUAAAAUAUCUAGUAAAACAAAACAAACAAAAACAAAGCUAAGCCAUAAUUUCACAGCAACUAGAAGAGCAAAAAAAAUUGAACCAGAAAAAUAAAAGACAGAGGAACAUAGUUAAUUAAAACAAAAAUAAAAGAAAAAAAAACUUAUACUGGUCCAAAUUUCACAACAGUAGGAAUAAAACAAAGUGAAGAAGAAAGAAAAAAAGGACAAUAAAUCAAAAUAACUAGAGAAACAGAAACCAACAACAACAACAACAACAAACUAAUCCAUAUUUCAUAACAAUUAGAAAACGAAAUAGUAAAAAAAGAAAAAAUAAUAAAGUUACUCAUAUAGAAAAAAACAAAAGAAAACGUAGAAGAAAUAAAGAAAACGGAAACCACUAAAGAAAAUCAGGCAUCCAAAUUUCAAACUAGAAAACGAGAAAGUAAAGAAAAAAAGAAAACACAAAAACAACAGAAUCAACCAAACUCGCAUCCCAAAACAACCAGACCACCAAGAAAACACCCACCACAAAUUCACUAUACACAAGGAACCGAAAUAUAGUGAUGGACGGAGUGUAGCUGGCGCAGUGGUGUUGUGGUGAUGGUGACGGGUGUUGUGGUGGUGGCGGUGGUGGCGGUGGUGAUGGUGGUGGUGGUGGUGGUGGUGUCGGCGGUGGUUGAGGAGGAUGCUGUGUGUUGAGGCAAUGCGAACAGAACUUAUCAAACUGGACGGGGUUGAUUCUGAUUAUGUGUUCAUUAACAACAUUAAUGUUGAUGAAGGCGGGAAGGCUCUCGGGUCGGCGGGCAAGGGACUGCGGCGGCGGCGGAGGCUUGGCGCGCCCAGCCUCGACGUGACACCGGGGAGAAAAGGCUGGGGGAGCCACGGGGAUGAAGCCAAGCACAGUCAGGGCGCGAGUGACGUCAGCGGCGGGGGGGGUGGCGGGGGGGAGCCUCCUGACCCUGCUGAGCUGCGAGGGGGCGUGCUACCCCCCCUGCACACGCCCCCCCAGUACAACUACGACCCGGAGUGCGCCAGGAUGGAGGCUUGGCUCGACGACCACCAGGACUUCGUGUACGACUACUUCAUCAGGAAGGCGUCGCGGCACAUGGUGGACUCCUGGCUGCUGUCCCACGCCCUGCCGCAGAGUCUUGGGGGCGGCGCCGGGGCCUACUGCGGGGCGGGCAUGGAGGCGGGGGUCGUGCCGGGUCUGGUCACCACACCCGGGCAACACCAAAGCUCCAAGGCGUCGUCGGGUGCCGCCACGCCCGUCCGCAAGAUCUCCGCCCACGAGUUCGAGAAGGGCGGCCUGCUUAAACCCAUCGUGACCACUAUCGACGGCACGCCCACCUUCAUCUCGCCCGCUGGAGCCGCCGAGAACGUGGCGAUACUGGCCAAGGUCCGCCGCAAGUCCCGCACGGAGCUGAAAGGCCUUGACGAGCGGCAACUCAUCUUCGAGCUGGUCAAGGACAUCUGCAACGAGCUUGACGUCCGCCCGCUGUGCCACAAGAUCCUGCAGAACGUGUCCAUCCUUACCGGGGCCGACCGAUGCUCUCUCUUCCUCGUGCAGGGCGAUAAGGAGUCCGACAACCGCUGCCUCGUCUCUACACUCUUCGACGUCAACCCGGACUCGACGGUGGAGCAGAUGGAGGAGAAGGAGGAGAUCCGCAUCGCGUGGGGCAGCGGCAUUGUGGGCUACACGGCGCAGAGCGGGGCCAUGGUCAACAUACCCGACGCCUAUGCGGACGACCGCUUCAACUCCGAGAUCGACUGCAUGACGGGCUACAAGACGCGCUCCAUGCUGUGUAUGCCCAUCAAGGACAGCAACGGCGAGGUGAUCGGCGUGGCGCAGGUGAUCAACAAGCAGCAGGGUCAGUGCUUCACGCCGGCGGACGAGAAGGUGUUCGAAUCAUACCUCCAGUUCUGCGGCAUUGGUCUACGGAACGCCCAGCUCUAUGAACGCUCCCAACUCGAAGUCAAGAGGAACCAGGUUCUGCUGGAUCUGGCGCGGAUCAUCUUCGAGGAGCAGAGCACCAUCGAGCAGAUUGUGUACCGCAUCAUGACGCACACCCAGAGCCUCCUGCAGUGUGAGCGCGUGCAGAUUCUCCUGGUCCACGAGGCGUCCCGAGGCACAUUCUCGCGCGUCUUCGACCUUGAGGUGAAGGACUUGCAGGGUGACGACGCUGAGAGCCGCACCAGCCCGUUCGAGAGUCGCUUCCCCAUCAACAUUGGCAUCACGGGGCACGUGGCCACGACGGGAGAGACUGUGUGCAUCGCCGACGCUUACCAAGACUCUCGGUUUGACCCGUCGGUGGACGAGAACACGCCCUUCCGCCACAAGUCCAUCCUGUGCAUGCCCAUCAAGAACACGGACGGCAAGAUCGUGGGCGUGGUGCAGCUGGUGAACAAGUUUGACAACCUCCCCUUCACCAGCAACGAUGAGAACUUCCUGGAGGCGUUUGCGAUCUUCUGCGGCAUGGGCAUCCACAACACCAACAUGUACGAGAAGGCGAUUACGGCCAUGGCCAAGCAAAAGGUGACGCUGGAGGUGCUCAGUUACCACGCCACGGCCCCGAGGAACGAAUCACAGAGACUAAUGAAAAUGAAGAUCCCGUCAGCCCAGGCGUUUCAGCUUUACGACUUCAAGUUUGACGACUUCAGCCUGGACGACGAGGGGAGCCUGAAGGCGUGUCUGCGGAUGUUCCUAGACCUGGACCUGAUCGGGCGCUUCCACAUCGAGUACGAGGUGUUGUGUCGGUGGCUGCUCAGCGUCAAGAAGAACUACCGCAACGUGACCUACCACAACUGGCGGCACGCGUUCAAUGUGGCGCAGAUGAUGUUCGCCAUUAUCACGACGACCCAGUGGUGGAAGGUCCUCGGGGAGCUGGAGUGUCUGGCGUUGCUGGUGGCCUGCCUCUGCCAUGACCUGGACCACCGCGGCACAAACAACUCCUUCCAGAUCAAGGCGUCCUCCCCCCUGGCCCAGCUGUACACCACAUCCACCAUGGAGCACCACCACUUCGACCAGUGCGUCAUGAUUCUCAACUCCUCCGGCAACCAGAUCCUGAGCAACUGCACACCGGACGAGUACUCCAGAGUCAUCAGUGUGCUGGAGGACGCCAUUCUGGCCACGGACCUCGCAGUGUACUUCAGGAAGCGUGGCGGGUUCUUCAACAUGGUCAAGACGCAGGAUUAUGAGCUGAGCCACGAGGAGGUGCGGGAGCAGGUGCGCGGCAUGAUGAUGACCAUUUGUGACAUCGCCGCCAUCACCAAGCCCUGGCCCAUACAGAAGCAGGUGGCCGAGCUGGUGGCCGGGGAGUUCUUUGAGCAGGGCGACAUUGAGAAGGAGGAGCUGAAGAUCACCCCAAUAGACAUGAUGAACCGAGAGAAGAAAGACAAACUACCCGUCAUGCAAGUGGGUUUCAUUGACUCCAUCUGCUUGCCGGUGUACGAGGCCUUCGCGGAGAUGACCCCCGACCUUGGGCCGCUCCUGGACGGCGUGCGGCACAACCGGCAGCAGUGGCAGAAGCUGGCCGACGAGGCGGCCGCCAACAAGAACAUGCCUGGAAACAACAAUAACAACAACAACUACACCCUCAACAGUGACCGUGAGAGAGGCGGCGGGACGAACAAUUGAGUGUGUGCCGUAAUGCCAAGUGCCCUUCCCUUGCCAGCCACCGAUGCCGUGGACACAAGUAGAGGUUAAGCGAGUGGGGGAUUACAAGAGGGACGACUAGGGUGUUGUGCCGUGACUCCGUUGUUUCUGGCGGACCCAAAAAAGUGAAGUGCGGACCCGAGUGACGGACUGCCAUGGGUGGAGUGUGUGCGUGCGUGCGUGUUCAGUGUCUUGAUAACGUACAUUGUGGCCUUGCCCGCCGCUAUGACUUCUGCGUCUCUCCUGUGUUGCCCUUCCUCCGUACUUGUGUGUGAACAGUUCAAAGGCUAUUAAUAGUAUGUAUAUGUUUUGUACUUCUGACUCUAUAUAAGGUUCACCAUAUCUAUAUUGAAUCUAAUGAACUUCUGUGCUACGUAUAAGCGCGAGGAGGAGCCGUGUAUUCUUAUCACUUGGUUGUACAACAGAUUCAUCUUUCAUUUUCGGCAUAAUAAUAUUUAACGCUAGGGCACUCCUCUGCCUGAGUAGUGGAUGUUUUUAUUCAGGAAUUUCAUCAGGAAUGUGCAAUAUUCAGAGCGCGUGUACGGCUCAUUAUUUAUUGGAUAGGGACGGCCAUACGUCUUCUUGUGUUCAUUCAGAGUUCAACAAGUGGGCCAAGGGAUGUGACGGUCCCGGAUGUGAGGGGGGGGGAGGGAGGAAAGGAGGGGAGCUGUACUGACGGACCUCCACACAGUCUAUUCAUCUAAUAAAUAACUGGAUAUGUACUUCUGUCAUCUCUUGAGUUGCCUCCUUCCACCCUGACUCAGCUGCUGCCUCCUCCACCUUCAAGUGAUUCAUGCCCAUCCAGGAACACUGAACUUUAGAUGCACAAAUGUUCCCAGUCAGGGUUUUAUGACACUCACUGGUCCUUCACUACUGCCUCUUAUUGUUAUUAUUUUACACAGUCCCAGAGUUAUGAGUGUGUUCCUUUCUUUAAGACAAAUAAUGCAAGUGUUCUGUUCUUAGUUCUGUCUGUUCCUAAAUCCCAGUCAGGGCUUUAUGCCACUCACGGGUCCUUCACUACUGCCUCUUAUUGUUAUUAUUUUACACAGUCCCAGAGUUACAAGUGUGUUCCUUUCUUUAAGACAAAUGCAAGUGUUCUGUUCUUAGUUCUGUCUGUUCCUAAAUCCCAGUCAGGGCUUUAUGACACUCACGGGUCCUUCACUACUGCCUCUUAUUGUUAUUAUUUUACACAGUCCCAGAGUUAUGAGUAUGUUCCUUUCUUUAAGACAAAUGCAAAAGUUCUGUUCUCAGUUCUGUUCCUAAAUCCCAGUCAGGGCUUUAUGCCACUCACGGGUCCUUCACCUCUGCCUCAUUAUUAUUAUUUAUGCAGUCCCUGAGUUAGGAUUUCCUUUCUUGAAAACAAAUGCAAGAGUUCUGUUUAGUUCUGUUCCUUAAGUCAGAGUUCCAUACGAGUUCUGUUCCUUAAGUCAGAGUUCCAUACGAGUUCUGUUCCUUAAGUCAGAGUUCCAUACGAGUUCUGUUCCUUAAGUCAGAGUUCCAUACGAGUUCUGUUUAGUUCUGUUCCUUAAGUCAGAGUUCCAUACGAGUUCUGUUCCUUAAGUCAGAGUUCCAUACGAGUUCUGUUCCUUAAGUCAGAGUUCCAUAUGACAUCCGUAGUUGUGGCGCCAUGAAGAUAUAGCCCAAUCAAUUAAUCCUAACUUUAGAUGCAAAUUCUUAAAGUUAGACAUCAGUUGGAUUUCUCAAAGUCAAAAUGC
Molecule: messenger RNA, 6376 nt
Organism: Eriocheir sinensis (Chinese mitten crab)
Lineage: Eukaryota; Metazoa; Arthropoda; Malacostraca; Decapoda; Varunidae
Gene: Pde11
Product: dual 3',5'-cyclic-AMP and -GMP phosphodiesterase 11-like
Exons: 22
Coding region: 1695-4643 (982 amino acids)
Biological process (GO): signal transduction
Molecular function (GO): 3',5'-cyclic-GMP phosphodiesterase activity; 3',5'-cyclic-AMP phosphodiesterase activity; protein binding
Source: RefSeq, a predicted model, not a curated record